GUUGUAUUAGCUCGAGGCUUGCAAUCAAAUGGAAAGCAAUUGUUUAAUGGUACAUCUAAACGUAAUGGAGCGUACAUCGCAAUAUUAUGUAGCGCUAAAAUGUGAAGUAUGGAGUUAAUUUUAGCGUUUACAAAUCGUUUCCGCGCGUCUAUGGAAGAAGUCUUUGUGCUUUAAGAGGAGACUGUGUUUUGGUUCACAUUCAGCGUUAGUGUAUGUGAAUGUCACCGUAGAGCACACAGCAUGCUUUUGGCCCCUUUGCGUUUCUCGUGCUGCUGACGUCAUCGUGGGAGUGUUUCAACGGGAGAAAUGAACGGUCAUCGGCACAAUCCUCUCAGGGCUCCUCAUGUGAUAUUCUCCAGUUUGUCAGGCUAGUAGACUGGAGCAGCAGGUCACCCACCACCCUCGUCUGGAUCGAAUGCCAUUCAUCGUCUAUGACCUGAAGAGAUUAUUUUGGAUUACCCCUUGGAUUAAUUUGUGUCAUCUUUCUAUGUAGAGAAGACACAGCAGUCAAGCUGAUGAAUGGACAGAGCUAUUCCUGAAUUGAGAGCCAGAGGAGGCCAGGCUGGACUGAUGACGAGCAUGACUUUGAGCCAAUCCGCUGAUGCAUGCACGCUCGCAGAGUCCACCUGAGCGCCAGCCUCCCUGCUGCUUCCUGGCUUUGAAUCAGCCUGUCAGAGGGCUAGUGGAGGUGGGGCUUAUUUAGACCCCGCCCCCAUACUGACCCUCUGAGUGAGACUGGCGCCCCUGAUGGAUCAGGGUGGUAGUGAGCAACCUGGUGCGGAGGAACCGGACUCUGGGGGUCGAGCGGAGCCGGAGGUGGGCAGGAGGGCUUCAGAGCCCGAGCACGGCCUGUCCAAAAUUACUCACAAUGCCUUGGAGAACAUGGGCGCGCUGGGCCAUGGCCUGAAGCAGCUCUUCCAGCCUCAGCGGCGGCGCUCGUCCGUCUCUCCGCACGACACCGCCGCUUCCUCCAUUGGCCCUGCCUCUGAGGCCAUGGAGGCGGGGCCAGAGUUGGGGGAAGCGUCCACCCCCAGCGCCACCACCUCUGACUCUGACGCCCCCACUUCCGCCCCCCCUGCAGCUCUGAGCCGUGUGCUGCAGCAGAUCCGAGGUGCCCCCCCCAUGAUGAAGAGAGGAACCAGCCUCCAGAGUCGCCGUAGCAAGGCCGGGGGGGGCGGGGAGGCCCCCCAGAAAGGCAGCCCCCAGAUCCACAGGCGUAGUACCCAGGAGGCUUUGCUGCAAGCAGGACGCCCACGCUCAUCCUCUACCACGGACACACCCAGCAGCCCAGCGCUGGCCGACAUGCUGCUGACGUCUGGGUACCACUCCACUGAGGAAUCAGACCGAGUGGAUCGUCUGGAGGUGUCUGCCCCAGCUGUAUCACCCAACGCUCUGUCCAUCAGUUCGGACGGUGGCCCGUAUGGCGUGGACUCUGUGGACGGCACCCCAGACCCACAACGCACCAAACAGGCCAUUGCCCAGUUGCAACAGAAGAUCCUCAAGCUGACCGAACAGAUCAAGAUCGAACAAACUGCCCGUGACGACAAUGUGGCUGAGUACCUGAAGCUGGCCAACAAUGCUGACAAACAGCAGAGUGCACGCAUCAAGCAGGUGUUCGAGAAGAAGAACCAGAAAUCAGCUCAGACCAUCCAGCAGCUGCAGAGGAAGUUGGAGCAUUACCACCGCAAACUUAGGGAAGUGGAGCACAAUGGGAUACCACGCCAGCCCAAAGAUGUACUACGGGACAUGCACCAGGGGCUAAAGGACGUUGGGGCCAAGGUGACCGGUGGCCUUUCCAGCUUCUCCCAGGCCACUCACUCAGCAGCGGGUGCCGUGGUGUCCAAACCCCGUGAGUUUGCCUCUCUCAUUCGCAACAAGUUUGGCAGUGCGGACAACAUUUCAGCCUUGAAGGACUCUCUGGAUGAGACUCAGGGUGACGAGACCAUGUCGGGGGCGGGGCCAUCAGGAGCUAGAGCCCUGGCACCUGGCCAGCUGCAGUCCAGUCCCAAGUAUGGCAGCGAGGACGACUGCUCCAGUGCCACUUCAGGUUCAGCGGGGGCCAACAGCACCACAGGGGCCCCUGGAGGCCCCCCUAGCUCCAAAGGCAACACCCUGGAGCUUGGCCAAAGCUCAGGCUUUGAUGCACUGUUUCACGAGAUUCAGGAGCUGAGAGAAAACCAGAGCAGAUUGGACGAAUCAUUUGAUAGCCUGAAGAGCCACUAUCAGAGGGACUACACCCUCAUCAUGCAGGCUCUGCAAGAGGAGAGAUACAGGUGUGAACGUCUAGAGGAGCAGUUGAAUGAUCUUACAGAGCUGCACCAGAAUGAAAUUUUAAAUUUGAAGCAAGAGUUGGCCAGCAUGGAGGAAAAAAUCGCAUACCAGUCUUAUGAACGAGCCAGAGACAUACAGGAAGCACUGGAGGCCUGCCAAACACGUAUAUCUAAGAUGGAGUUGCAGCAGCAACAGCAGCAGGUGGUGCAAUUGGAAGGUUUGGAGAACGCCACGGCACGCACUUUACUUGGAAAACUCAUCAACGUACUUCUAGCCGUCAUGGCGGUCCUGCUGGUCUUCGUCUCAACAGUGGCGAACUGUGUGGUCCCGCUGAUGAAGACGCGCAGCCGCACUCUGUCCACCUUGCUCCUAGUUAUCCUCCUGGCGUUUCUCUGGAGGAACUGGGAGGUUUUGUCACUGUAUCUGGACCGUUUCCUGCUGCACCCAAGAUGACCUGCAGGGGAAGAGCUCACAUAAUGAAGGGACAGAAGAGUGGAGUGUAAUAAAGAGGGCAGAGACUGGUGCGCUGCCUCACCUGCUCUGAGCUCAGAGGGGCAGGGCUCAAUGGAGACGGAUAUGAAGGGAGAUCUCAGAUUAUUUUUUUUUCUUUUUCUUUUUCCUUACUCAAGGAGUGAAUUUGUUUACAUUUUGAUGAAGACCUUUUUUCCGGCAACAGGAAAAAUUGUAAUGCUGUUCUUUUUUCUUUUUUUUUCUUUUGUUGUUGAAAGUGAUGCAAGUUGUGUUGCUUGAUGUCCUUGUAACUAUCGUCAGAAUAUACAUUUAUGCAAAUAACUGGGAUCUGGUUUUGAAACAUGGAAAUAACAUCAGUGUUUUGAAUGCAAACAGGGCAUAUAUCCUCCUCAUUAGCAUAACAUGGGUCACUCUCACCACUCACCUUCCCCCCUAAGAUUAGCUGUCUGCCGUAGCUGCUUUUAGUCUCUACUUUCCUUAACCACUUUCCUCUACUUUCCUCUUUCAUUUCAGUCUGUAUUUCUCCAGUUUAUUCCCCCUUUCUUUCUGCUUGUGUGCUCUUUGUCAGUCUUCUUUCUCCUCUUUAUGAUCCUUUGCUGCUGACAGGGCUUCUGCAUAGUCAUCACUGGAUGAAGGAACGUAUGAGUUGAGUUGGUGCACAUGAGUUCCUGAGUUUGAUUAGCUGGGCCUUAAUGGACUGGGCCAUGGAAUAGGAGCAUUCUUGGCCUGUUAAAAGACCCAGGCUGCCUCGCCUCACAUCCUCAUCUCUAGCCCCGUGUCCCGUGCCCCUGUUGGCCUGCUCUCAUGGAGGCACUCCCUCCAAAUCGUGAACAGAAUGAACAUACUUGAAGAGCUAGAAAGGCUCAAAGACUCUCAGUGCUUCCGUACUGUUUCUUAUAGCGACAAUGAAAUAUCCUUUUUAGUUUUUUUAUUUUUUAAAACUAAAUGAAUAAACGGGCUGUUUUAAAGGUGAAA
Molecule: messenger RNA, 3717 nt
Organism: Pygocentrus nattereri (red-bellied piranha)
Lineage: Eukaryota; Metazoa; Chordata; Actinopteri; Characiformes; Serrasalmidae
Gene: tmcc1b
Product: transmembrane and coiled-coil domain family 1b
Exons: 8
Coding region: 748-2724 (658 amino acids)
Cellular component (GO): endomembrane system
Source: RefSeq, a predicted model, not a curated record